Messenger RNA from Antechinus flavipes (yellow-footed antechinus), 1716 nucleotides. Its product is annotated as titin homolog. The transcript is spliced from 3 exons. The record is from RefSeq and is a predicted model, not a curated record. NCBI's taxonomy places the organism in Eukaryota, Metazoa, Chordata, Mammalia, Dasyuromorphia, Dasyuridae. The coding region runs from base 1 to 972 and encodes 323 amino acids.
AUGACAACAGUCAAGAAGUUCGCUGUGGGCUGGGACCCGAGCAGGGAGCGCAGCAGGGGCAGUAAGGAGAUACAAAGUGAAGGCAGGUUGGUGAUACAAAGUGAAGGCAGUAAGGAGAUACAAAGUGAAGGCAGGUUGGUGAUACAAAGUGAAGGCAGGUUGGUGAUACAAAGUAAAGGCAGGUUGGUGCUACAAAGUGAAGGCAGUAAGGAGAUACAAAGUGAAGGCAGGUUGGUGCUACAAAGUGAAGGCAGGUUGGUGAUACAAAGUGAAGGCAGGUUGGAGAUACAAAGUGAAGGCAGGUUGGUGAUACAAAGUGAAGGCAGUAAGGAGAUACAAAGUGAAGGCAGGUUGGUGAUACAAAGUGAAGGCAGUAAGGAGAUACAAAGUGAAGGCAGGUUGGUGAUACAAAGUAAAGGCAGUAAGGAGAUACAAAGUGAAGGCAGGUUGGUGAUACAAAGUGAAGGCAGUAAGGAGAUACAAAGUGAAGGCAGGUUGGUGAUACAAAGUGAAGGCAGGUUGGUGAUACAAAGUAAAGGCAGGUUGGAGAUACAAAGUGAAGGCAGGUUGGUGAUACAAAGUGAAGGCAGGUUGGUGAUACAAAGUGAAGGCAGGUUGGUGAUACAAAGUAAAGGCAGUAAGGAGAUACAAAGUGAAGGCAGGUUGGUGAUACAAAGUGAAGGCAGGUUGGUGAUACAAAGUGAAGGCAGGUUGGUGAUACAAAGUGAAGGCAGGUUGGUGAUACAAAGUGAAGGCAGGUUGGUGAUACAAAGUGAAGGCAGGUUGGUGAUACAAAGUGAAGGCAGUAAGGAGAUACAAAGUGAAGGCAGGUUGGUGAUACAAAGUGAAGGCAGGUUAGUGAUACAAAGUGAAGGCAGGUUGGUGAUACAAAGUGAAGGCAGUAAGGAGAUACAAAGUGAAGGCAGGUUGGCGAUACAAAGUAACAGGAGGGCAGUAAGGUGCGGGGAGUAGGGAAUGGUUUCUCCAGCAUGAAGGAAAACAUCUGGAGCUUUACCAGCUCAGCCCUGGGCUCUGCUCUAGAACUAUCUAUUUGGUUUCAAAGCUCACACUCUCAAUGGAGGGAGGACUCAACAAAAUGACCCUUUAACUGAGGGAUGACAAGGUCCUAAACUUGGAUCUGUGUGGAAAGGUGAAGAACUUACAGCCAAGGAAAGAGGGAGAAGGGGAGGCAAGGGAGGGGUGUCCUUGGUGAUGGGGAGUAGGCCAGCAUGGUGGUGCAGGGUCCUAAGAUCUCCCUAUCCCCUCACAUUAAACCAGAAACCACAAGUUUUCUGUGAUGACCAACAAAGGGAUAUUUUGUGUGUCCUUUCUGAAGUUUAAUUGAUCAUUUAAAUGUAACGGGGAUACCACACUUGCCUAGAUUUCUCCAGAUGGUAUCUUCUAUGAGGAAGAUUAGGAUCCUGGACAUCAGGAGCUUGGAGAACAGGGGGAGAUGUGGACAAUCUCCAUUGGCCUGUUGUAUAAGUGGGAGUAACCUUUUUUCCAUUGGCUUCAUAACUGGGAUAGUCUGAGUCUUUAAAACUACCUGAUUGACUUUAUGUAAGUCACUUAACUAGUCUCUGCUACUCAGAUUUUCUGAUCAGCAAAAUGAAGUUGGGGGGGGGGGGUUGGAUUUAGUGACCUGCCCUUUUAACUCCAUGUCUAUGACCCUGUGAAAUUUCCUAAUAGUCAUAGUCUUUUCUCUCCUCACCUAGU